Molecule: messenger RNA, 675 nt
Organism: Linum trigynum
Lineage: Eukaryota; Viridiplantae; Streptophyta; Magnoliopsida; Malpighiales; Linaceae
Source: the annotation of a GenBank genome assembly
AAUAAUAACCACAGAAGCACCUAAUCUAAGUAUUCUCUUUCCCUCCUUUUCCCCUCGCUUCGGUCAACUCCCACAUCGAUUUGCCCCUCUCUCCGGCCAGCCGGCGACACAUGUCAUUCCUCCCGUCGUACAUCCCUCUCGUUUACGACGACGACGUCCUGGCCCCCGACGAUGCGGCGCCCCUCGACGCCGACGACUACUACUACGAUAUAUUCCCCAUUCGCCACGAGAUGGACGUGAGCGAGCUGCCGAGGCCAAACAUCCCCGUCGACCAUUUCCCGCCGCUCUACUACACUCUCACCAUCCCGCCAUUGCCGCCGCCGCCGGCGCGGUGGGACGUCCGCCUCCUGAAUGACGUGAGUGUCGCGGAACUGGACGCUGACGUGGAUUGCUCCAUUUGUUUGAACAGCAUUCACGAGCCGCCACCGCCGCCAGGUGGUGUCGGUAAUUCUUCUCCUGCUGCGUCAUCAUCGGAGAAAGUGAAGUCGCUGCCGUGCUCACACGUGUACCACGAGGAUUGCAUCCGCCAGUGGCUCGCCGUCAAGUCCACGUGCCCUCUCUGUCGCUCGCCGCUGAAGUAGUAGUCGAAAGGUACUGCUCCUGCUGCGCGCCCGCCGCCGGCGACGCUUCAUUAGUUUAUGACCGCGAGUCAGUUAAUCAAGGUGUUGUCAUGAA